This is a messenger RNA of Contarinia nasturtii (swede midge), 7528 nucleotides long. Its product is annotated as coiled-coil domain-containing protein 174. The coding region runs from base 227 to 7264 and encodes 2345 amino acids. Gene Ontology annotation, molecular function: protein binding. Gene Ontology annotation, cellular component: nucleus. The record is from RefSeq and is a predicted model, not a curated record. The transcript is spliced from 2 exons. NCBI's taxonomy places the organism in Eukaryota, Metazoa, Arthropoda, Insecta, Diptera, Cecidomyiidae.
UAUACAAAAAUUUGAACCAUUCAACUAAUUUAUUUAAUUCAAUGGUCAGACAGUGAAUAAAUAAUUAUAUUAGUGGCUCUUUUGAGUUGAAGUUAAAAGUAAAAACAUUUUUAUUUGAGGAGAAAUUCAUUUCCAAUGAAUUGAAAAAUAUUGACCGAGUGAAAGAUCUACAAGGUGUGGUGCCAAAAGAUAAGAAGUUCAAAAAGCACAACAGUCGAAUGAAACCAUGGAUCAGAAUGUUGAACCGGGAACAUCAAGUCAAUCAUCUGCUAGAAAAAGGAAUUCUACUUCUGUUGAUGUUGAGAACGAUAAAAAAAGAUUGAAAUCGGAUGAUAGUUCAGAUACUGAUUCAAAAGGCAAUACUUACUAUCGUAAAGGUGGAUUAGUACACAACUUGCAUGGUCCAAUCUACCAAUUGAAACUGCAAAUGUUAUACUUGAAACGCGCCAUAAAAAUGGAUUAUGAUUUUCAAUUAGGUACAGAAGUUGAGGAUGCUGGAAAAUUUGACGAUUUAGUUUUCAUGUAUAGAAGAAAAGAUGAUGUUGAAGCGAAAAAUAUAAAGUGUUUGCAAGCAAAACAUAAGCAGGAAACAGGUGAAACAAAAAAAAUUACUACUCACAAUUUGCUUACAAAAAACGAUGAUGAUUUUAGUCUACAAAAGUACUUUAUUUCGUAUCGUAAGAUUAAGAAAGAUUCCAUAUUUAAAAGCCACAAAUUGAAAGAAAUUGAAUUGUUGAUCUGUACCAACGCAAACUUUGAUUUCGUUAACUUAGAAAACGCAGGAAUUGAGACAGCGAAGAUUAAAGAAAAAGAUGAAAUUCUAGAUGUAACAAAAUCAGGCGAGUUUUAUAAACUUAUUGUAGAUGACAAGGAACAUGACCUAUAUAAAAUAUUAAGAAAUACAUCCGAUUUACAUAUAUUAGCAAAUGAAUUGAAGGAUACAAUAUCUAAAAAUAAGUUGGAGCUAAGAAGUCAUAUUUUUAAGCUAUACCAUGGUGCACUAAGCAAUGAAGUAUUUGAUAUUAAAGAAAAUGUUGGAAAAAAACCACAAAAAAAAUAUGCCAAGUUUCGUGAUAAUUUUGUGAAGAAUGCGAUAUCUCUAGAAGUCAGAAAUUUUCGAGAUGUUUUGCAAUCGGUUUUCGAACUGGAUGAAGAUCAGUUUAAGCAAAAGCUGCGCCAGACAAAGAUAGCUGUAUCUAAAUAUUUUGGAGAAGUAUUUAAGCCACAAGUUAAUCCAGAAAUUACCGACAUAAAACAAUUUUCCAGUAAAUUUGCUGAAUAUAUUGCUGCAGAUACUCUUAUUACUCAUAAAGCAGAUAUUUUUAAAUAUAACAUUGACAAAUUGGCUGGUCAUAUACUCGUAUCAGUGAAAGACGAAGAAAAAUGUGUAAUACGCUUUAGAGAAGUGUUUUUUGAUGAAGAUCAUAAAUUAGCUGGAAAUUUAGAAAAUUUCAGAGCUGCAUUUAAAAAAGAGCUGGAAAAUAGAAACAUAAACUUUUGUGAACUUAAGCAAUAUGAAUGUAAAAUAAGUGAAUUUAAGACAUGUGAAGAGACGCUUGAUGGCGAACUAUUACUAUCCAAACCUACGCUGCCAAAUGAUAAGAUUGAAGAAAACGAAAUAAAUGAAUUUCUAAACAAGUUAGUUUUUGCCGUCAAUCAACCUAAUGAGGUUAGGCUAGGUAAUAUUAUUGCAAGAAACUUGGGGGAACAUAGUCAAUUUAAUUUACUUAAUUCUGAAUUAGUAGCUGAUUCCUUUCAAACGAAAAUGUUGGACUGGUUUAAAAAGAAACGUAAAGAAAAAGGAAAGGAAGGCAGAUUUCUCGAGGCAAAAGAUGGCAAACAGUUUUUUGAGUCAAUUGAACGGGAAGUUAGUGGUCUAAUAUCUGUGGGCUUGAAUUUAGCGUAUUCCGAGAAACUUGAAAAAUAUAGUAUGAAAUUUGAAAAAAAUAACAUCGUUGAUCUCCUACAAAGUUUUGCCUCUACAGAAAAAAAUGUUUUUCAUCUGCCGUCAGAAGAAACAUUUUUAAGCGCAAUUAAGGUUUAUAAUGCACUAGAACAUCUAAAAGAUAAAGAUGGUUUUGCACAAUAUGAAAGGCACGACGCUUACAUUUUUAUGCGUUUGAGUACGUUACUGCGGCCAAAAACCCAAAAACGUGUAUUAGAAGCAUUAAAAUCUCAAAUUAGUCACAAUUUGUUAAUCAUACACUGUGCAUCUGGUGCUACAGAUGAUGAGAUAUUUGACUUAUAUUGUGAGUUGAUUGAUGCAUUGGAACAAAAUAAGAAAAAUAAGAAAAUUCUUCUGCUCGCUGAGCAAGAUAAUGCUUUAGCUAAGAAAUUUGAAGAUGAUUACAAGUUCACAUAUCCAGUUGAUGACAGUAGUUUUAAUGAUCUUACUGUUGAUUCAAAAGAAAAACUUUCAGAGAAAGAAGUAACUUUUCAAGGAGAAAGGCUAAGCUUACAGCAGUUAGAUGCACAACUAAACAAAUUGAGUAUCGAUACAAAAACAUUAGUCAAGUUAAUUAAGGGCGAGGAAAUCAAUAUAGGUACGAAACUAGAGAAUUUAGGUGAAGUUGAUUAUUAUUAUAUAUAUCGUUGGUUAAGGCCAGCAACCUUUAGCAUGGAAAAGAUUAAAAAAUGCGUUAGAGAAUUUGAUAGCGAUAUAUUUGUUAUUUGUGGUACUGAUAGUGGAUUGGAAGGUAAUAAACACAUUUUCGCAUUUGAUACAGUAGAAUUGGCUGAACAGAAGUUCGAAGAACUACAUGAGGAAAAUACAAAAUUUAACAUUCAUUUGUUACGCAGCCAUCCAGAAAAAUUAGCUUGGUACAAAUCUCACGGUUCUACAACUAAUCUAGCACGAUGUAGAUUAAAAGAUAAAACUGAUAGUAAUAGCCGCCCAUGCUUGAUUGGACAAGAUGAAUUAGUUGACAAAAAAAAUCACCAUGAAAUAGUUAUUAUUUCUGAUACAGCUGGAAUGGGUAAAAGUACAGUACUAACUAGUUUAUCAAUGAAGCUAAAAAAUGAUUUGAGUCUAUGGGUGAUUAGGAUUAAUUUAAAUGAUUACACUGAACUCUUUAAUAAAGUGUUGAACAAUUUGGAAUCAGAAUUCAGUAAUUAUGAUAAAAAUGAAGUGGUGAAUUUUUUAAUAGAUGAUUUAUUAGAAUCACAUAAACAGUCAAAGCUAAAAACAAAUUUCGAAAAAGAAUUAUUUAAAAAUCGGAUUAUUAAUCGCGGGAGAAUGGCAUUUUUAUUUGAUGGAUUUGAUGAGAUUAGUCCAAAGUAUAAAGAUAUAGUAAUCAAAAUAUUGCAAUCAUUACAAAAUUAUAAAGUAGAAAGAUUAUUUAUUACCACUAGACCAAAUAUGAGCAAAGAACUAGAACGAGCAUUAGGAGUAUUCUCUAAUGUAUUGAAGCCAUUAUCACAAGACGAACAAAAUGAUUUUUUGACUAAGUUUUGGACUAAAAAAUUGAAACUAGAGAAUUCAGGUGGAAAAUAUACAGAUCGAUUAAAUACAUAUGCUGAAUCUAUAACGAAACACAUUUCUAAAUCAAUAAAUGAUGAAGAUCGAGAAUUUAUUGGUAUUCCGUUACAAACGAGAAUAAUUGCAGAAAUUUUUCAAGAUGAGAAAGAAAAACAACCAUCAGAAUGGCAAGGCUGUAAAGAAUUUUUGAAAUCAGAAUGCGCUACACCUGUGUUACCAAAGGAUUUUACUUUACUUGAAUUGUAUGAUCGUUUUGUUAGAAGGAAAUUUUAUGAGUUCCACUUGGUAGAAAAGAAAGGUAGAGAUUUCAGUAAAACAGAUGAAGAAGAAUUAGCCGAUCAGAAUUAUAAUAUAUUUAAAAAGAAGUAUGAAUUGUUAGCAUUGCAAGCAUUAUUCAGCGAUGAAGAGUUGGAAGAAUUACUAUCUCAAAACGCUAUUGAAAAACUAAAUGGUUUGAUAGAAGAAGUUAAAAGUGGCAAGCACAAUGAGGGUAUUGUUGAUCAAAUUAUAGAUGAUAAACCACACUUCAUACAUCGAACUUUUGCUGAAUAUUUUACUUCUUUUUCUAUAGCCAAGAAAAUACUUACAGAACCUGCUGAUACACUGAACCUCCAGUGUAUUGAUGAUGUGUUCUUAAAUACAUCCCCAAUAUUCAUUAACAGUAUAAUUGGACAGUUAAAUGGAAGACAAGAAAAAAUUACUUCAGCAUUAAAUAAGCCACUAUUGAAUUUUGUUUCUACAAAAAAGCAUACAAACUUUAUUAAAUCUGUAUUAAAAUAUGGCUAUAGCGAUUGGGCAAAAAAACUUGAUACUUUGGGCAAAACAUUUCUACAUUAUGCUAUUAUCGAUGGUCGUUGCAAAGAUGUCCGAAAACUUUUAGAUUACGCCAAUGACACUUAUGAAAACAGUGUUUUAAAACAUGGUCGGUUUAAGUAUCCCGAAUAUGAAAAUUCUAAAUUGGUCAAGUUUGUAAAUACAAAAGAUAAUACGGACAAGAGUGCCUUGGAUUAUGCCAUGCAAAAAAAUGAUAUUUGUUGUGCUUUCGAUCUAUUAUUGAAAGGCGCCAGUUUAGACUCAUUAAACGAUGAGGAUGUCAAUACUUUAAUAAAAACUAUGCUAUACGGUGAUUAUAGAGAAAAAUACAAAUAUACAGAGAGAAAUCCAAAUAUGAGAUUAUAUAAUGGGGGCAUUUUAGCUGUUUAUGCCAAUCAUGAUAACAAAUAUCGCCCGAUACAAGAAAAAUUACUCUUAAAAAAACCAGAUAUAUUUAAGAAAUUAAAUGAUAAAAAAGAUCAGUCACGAAUACUGUCGUACUUUUUUGUGCAUGGACGUGUUGAAGUCAUCGUAGCUUUAUUAGGAACAAUAUACGAUUCGGAAAAAAGAAAAGAGAUAUUAAACAAUGAUGAUAAUAGUUAUUAUCCUUUAGAUCGUGUUAAUUUAAGUGAACAUCUUAGUGAUGAGCAUAGGUUGACCAUUACAAAAUACCUAUUAGAACACGGUAGUACCACAACAAAUUAUGAUAUUGGUUACAGUUCUUACAAUAAAAGUUUAAAUAAGUAUAUUAUACAGAUUCUACAGGCUGCUGCUGAACAUGGUCAUAUAAAGACUUUUAAGCAUUUUAUAACUAAAGAAAACGUUUCUAACCAUCACUUACAUUUACGUCAGGCUAUAGAUAAUAAUCAGGAAAAUAUUAUCCAAUAUUUGAAGGAAAAUCAUUAUUUUGAAGAAGAUGCAAAUACCAUGCUGCAUACUGCUUGUGAUGCGGGUGCCAACUUGAAAUCGAUCAAGUAUCUAAUUGACAAUGGCGAACUAAUUAAUGAUACAAACAAUAAAGGCGAAACUCCAUUCUUUAUGGCAAUAUAUGCUCGUAGUGAAUUAAAUAUAAUUGAAUAUUUAGUUAAUAAAGGAGCAAACAUCAAUUGGGAAAAUGAGUCUCAUGAAACACCUCUUUCUUGUGCUGUUUUAUCUGAUCAAGUAGAUGUUAUAAAUUACUUACUUAAAAAAGAUGCACGUAUUUCUGAAAAUGCACGUCAGUUAAUGAAGGAUAAGGUUGCAUUUUUCAAAAAUCCCAUUCAAUUUAAUUUAGAUCUUGUUGAAAAUGAUAUGCCUAGGCUACAUAAUGCUAUCAUAUCGAAAAACUUUGAAUGGGUCAAAUUUCUUGUGCGAUACGGUGCUGAUGUUAACAAGGUAGAACAAGGUAGCGGUAGAAUACCAUUACAUUGGGCGUCCGAACUUGGACAAGUUGAAAUUGUAGAAUUUUUGUUACAAUUUGGUGCCUUUUUUGAUAAAACAGACAGAAACGAUAGAACACCGAGUAUGCUACGUAAUUCAAAACAUAAAUCAUCUAGUGAUAAAAUAGUUUGGCUACUGGAUGUUCUGAAUGUAUUAUUCAGUAGUCAAAAUUUGAUGCAAGAUUUGAAUAAUCAGUUAUUGAAAUGUAGUAUGAAUCAUGAUAUCCAUAAAUGGGGUCCAUAUGGAUCUGGUCGUGCAGAUGCAUAUGAUGGUAACAAUCCUAUGUUAUUUAUUCUUAAUGCGCGCAAUGCUGCAGGGAAGACUUUGUUGCAUAUAGCAGCUGAAACGAAUGAUGAACAGGCAAUCAAAAUUUUAUUGAAACAUAAUCAUGAUUAUCUUGAACGAAGAAAAGAGUCUUUGCGAUAUCCACGUUACCGAGACUAUCAAGGUAUAUCUAUUGAUGCAAUAGAUUCUCAGAAAAAUGCACCAAUACAUUUGGCAGCACAAAACGGUCAUGAACAAAUUGUUUCUUUACUUUUACAAAAAGGAGCCAUUUUCAAUAAAGAGAAUUUGCAAGGUGAAACCCCCGAAGUAGUUGCCACACAAAAUGGGCAUAACAAUAUUGUUGAAUUGUUUCAAGCAGUUAAAAAUCUAUUUAUUGCUAUAGAACAAAGGAAUACAUCAGAGGUUGAAAAUUUUAUUAAGGAAGGUGUAAAUAUUAAUGUAAAGAAUCAAGAUGGUUAUACACCAUUACAUGUAGUGGCUUCUGUUGAUCAGCUUGAUGUUGUACAAUUUUUAUUAGAUAAUAAUGCAGAUGUUGAAGCUAUUGAUUUCAAUAAAAAUACACCCAUACAUAUUGCUGUUAAAAACAAUAAAAUUGAAAAUGUUAAAUUGUUAUUAAAUUAUGGUGCUAGUUUUAAUGCAAAAAAUUCAGACGAUAAGAUGCCGUUGCACUUGGCACAUGAUCAAACCUAUGAACUACUGAAACAAAUUGAUACAUUAUUUAAGGAAAUACAAAGUGAUAAUCCUCAAUUAAGGAUUGAUAAUUUAAAAAUGAAAGGCACAAAUUAUGAAUUAGACAUCAAUACCAUUAUUAAUACUCGUGACAAUCAACAUAAUACACUUUUACAUUAUGCUAGUAGGGUAGGUGAGUUUAAUAUUGUUAAAUGGUUAUUAGAAAAUGGUGCUAUUUAUAAUGCUCCAAAUAAAUUCGAGAAAGUUCCAAAAGAUUUCGCUAAAAACCAAGAUAUUAUUACAAUACUAGAGGCGAUAGAUAACAUGUUUGGAAAUAUUCAGAACAUCUACAAAGAACAACAAAAAGUUAGCAUUAAGAUUAUUACAAAUGUUCGUAAUUCUUCUGAAGAAGGACUAUUAAGUCAAGUUGCCCUAUAUGGUGGUGAUUUGGAGAUGGUUAAAUUUCUAGUGGAGAAAGGGCUAGAUGUUAAUAUGGUAGAUAUUCAAGAAUUUCGAAAAUCUGAAGACAUCGUUGCUUAUCUAGAAGCAAAAAAAGGACACGCUGUUGCCUCCACAAGUAGACAUCCCGCUGCACAAUAGGAAACCAGCAAUUUAAAGCAUAGCACAAAUAGAAAUAAAAUAUUUCGUUCCUGAUAAGAAGUAUGAGAAGUAUGAGUCCAUAAAUCAAAAUAAUUCAUCUAAAAGAAGUACCAGGAAAAAUACACAAACUCUUGCAAGUUGCAACACAUCAAGUUGCUCAGCUUAAAAGCCGAAUUGCUGCGAAAACAAGAAGAAGUAAAUCGUAUAAAAAAAUCUCCCACCGUCACUAGUACAUCGGAUCCAUUCUCUGGGUUCAUUCCAAAG